CUCAGGGUCCAGGAUGUUGGCUACAUCCACCGUGUAGAAUCCAUCAUAUCCCAUAUCUACAAAUCCGUCGGGAAACCGUCGGAGUUACCGGACUUUACUUCCGUGCAGUGUUUGCCCCACAACCAUCAAACGCUGCUUCGACGGCCCCGGGAAUAGCCAUACAACAGACUCACCUUCCAGUUUGACUGUAUCCCAACUCUUGUACUCUCCUCCCUUCUCGCUGCCUUUAUCUGAACUCGGAAGCUUCCAGCCGUGACAGUACAUCACUUGAAAGUAGCCCAUCAAUCAUUGGCGAUCAGCAAAAUGGCUCGCAUUCUCAUCACUGGCUCGGUCGACGGGCUUGGUCUCGAGGCUGCCAGGCAGCUUGUUAACAGAGGACACACCGUAUACCUGCAUGCGCGCAAUGAGCAACGUGCAGUGGACGCCAAAUCUGCGUGCCCGGGUGCCGCCGGGGUGUUGGCUGCCGACUUGUCCAGGAUGGAAGACACGCAGAAGCUCUGCGACGAUGCCAACGCAAUUGGUGAUUUUGAUGCUGUCAUCCUCAAUGCUGGAAUCAUGCAGGGUGGCUUUCGGAAGAAUGCGGAUACUGGUGUUCCAGCCUUGGUGUCGGUCAACCUUAUUGCACCUUAUGUGAUGUCCUGUUUGCUGCGUCCACCCAAACGCCUCGUUUUCAUUUCCUCAAACCUGCACCGGUACGCAGACAUGGCAAGCAUGGAUGAUAUGUUCUGGUUGAAACGCGGGGAGGCCAGCUACCAAAGUUACCCGGCAUACUGUGGUUCUAAGCUUCAUGUCAUGCUCCUCGCCAAUGCAGUCGCUCGGCGGUUCAGGAACACAUCAGUGACCUCGGUGCACCCCGGGUGGGUGGCAACUAAGCUUGGCGGACAGGGUGCUCCAGAUAGGGUGGAGGAUGGUGUUGAAACGUAUGUCAUGUUAGCCGAAGGGAAUUAUGAUGAACAGAACCUGUCUGGAGGGUAUUUCGAGCCCAAGGGGAAGAUUGGUCAGCCGAUUCCGGCUGCAAGAGAUGAGGAUUUGCAAGAGAAAGUCGUGGAAGCCUGUGAAGAGAUUACUAGCUUGAAACUGCCGGCUUAGUAUGCAGAGCUCUCUAUUGAGGGGAUGACGAACUGUGCCAACGUCUUGAUUAAAUUCAUCAUAAAAUGUGCAUAGAUAUUAACUGCAAAGUACACCAAUUUUUAAA
Molecule: messenger RNA, 1195 nt
Organism: Aspergillus neoniger CBS 115656
Lineage: Eukaryota; Fungi; Ascomycota; Eurotiomycetes; Eurotiales; Aspergillaceae
Product: short chain dehydrogenase
Exons: 1
Coding region: 304-1089 (261 amino acids)
Source: RefSeq, a predicted model, not a curated record